This is a messenger RNA of Peronospora farinosa, 921 nucleotides long. NCBI's taxonomy places the organism in Eukaryota, Oomycota, Peronosporomycetes, Peronosporales, Peronosporaceae. The record is from the annotation of a GenBank genome assembly.
AUGACACCUACCACCGACUGGAGAUCUACCAGUGCAUCGGAAGAAGGCGAGUAUACCUUUAUGCUCUUCCAGUCUGAUACUCAAGCAACUAGUACUGCUUCGUAUCAACACACUCAGCAUUCAGAUCCUCUUAACCAAGCUCUUAGCGACGAGGAAAUGCUCGACGAAAUCUUCCAGGAGAUCAUGUCUCCCCAGGACUCACAAUCCAGCACUUGUGACCUCGAGAUGACCAGCACUAACACGCUACUCAACCCGGCACACACACCCACCUCCAUACUUGCAGCCUCUGAGUCCUCUGCCCCUUCGACACCUCAACUUACCAGUACUUUGCGUCGAGGCAGCAUUCCAUCUGCAUCAAUCGGAUCCAUUUCGCCCAACAUGGCAGCAGCUCUCCGGGUAUCAACUUACCCCGCAAGCCAAACAGGAGCUUCUCGCAAUACAGUCUUCUUCCCAAUGGUAAAUGACCCCAAGGUCCGUGUCAAUACCAGCCUCAGUGGCUAUGCCUCAAUGAUCUUCACAUCGCCAACGGCAGCCGGUCGUCGUGGCUACCGGCGCACAAACCGACCUAUACGUCUACAGAAAAAAGAAGCCCGCCUCACGCAUCUGUCGGAUGCCAGGAUUGACCAAGGCGGAGGUCAUUGCAUUGCCCACGGUGGUGGCCGUCGUUGCUCCAUCGGUGGCUGCCAAAAGUCAGCUCAGUCCAAAGGACUUUGCAAACUACACGGUGGUGCUCGGUUAUGCCGCUUGCCAGAUUGCAACAAGAACGGCCAGAUCAAAGGACUUUGUCGUCUUCACUACAGCCUCACAAUGGCAGCCAAGAACUCGGUAUCAGUCAAGGGAGCAGGAACAAUGUCUGCUGUCUUGAAGUUUGAGCAAUAUCAAAACACUCAAAGCCCAUGCGACUUUGAGUUACGGGUCUAA